GGCAGCGCCGGACGCAGCCAGAGCCGCGGCUGACGCGGUCUCCACCUCCUCCCCCAAAGGCCUCCCCGGACCCCUGGCUCAGCCCCAGCCGGUGGCUCCACCAUGCCCCGGGGGAGGCGCGGCGGCCGGGUGAGCGCCCUGGAGGGCUGCCGGGAGGAGGAGGCGCCCCCGGCGGCGGACGCCGUGCCCUCGGUGCUGUGGGCGUCCGGGCAGCAGCCGGAGGCGGCGGCCGAGCUGAUUCUGCUCCGGGGCAUCUUCGAGAUCGGGAGGGACAGCUGCGACGUGGUGCUGAGCGAGCGGGCCCUGAGGUGGCAGCCCAUCCAGCCCGAGCGCCCCACAGGUGAUUCCAAGUAUAAUUUUCUACAUAAAGAAGAAUUCAUUGAACUCAAAGACAUAUUCUCUGUCAAACUGAAACGGCGUUAUUCAGUUAAACAGCAGAGAAGUGGUACUUUAUUAGGAAUCACACUCUUCGUAUGUUUGAAAAAGGAACAAAAUAAAUUAAAGGAUUCUACACUUGAUCUUAUUAAUUUAAGUGAAGACCACUGUGACGUAUGGUUUAGACAGUUCAAGAAAAUUUUGGCAGGUUUUUCAGACAGACCGAAGUCAUUAAAAAUAGUCCUUAACCCCCAAAGCCACAAAAAAGAAGCUACUCAGGUCUAUUAUGAGAAGGUUGAACCAUUGUUGAAGAUUGCGGGAAUAAAGACGGAUGUAACAGUAACAGAAUAUGAAGGGCAUGCUGUGUCACUGCUAAAAGAAUGUGAACUACAGGGAUUUGAUGGUGUGGUCUGUGUUGGUGGAGAUGGAACUGCCAGUGAAGUAGCCCAUGCUUUGCUUCUUAGUGCCCAGAAGAAUGCCGGGGUGGAAACAGACAGCAUCCUGACUCCUGUCCAAGCCCAGCUUCCACUUGGUGUGAUACCAGCAGGAUCUACUAAUGUAUUGGCACAUUCUCUUCAUGGAAUUUCUCAUGUGGUAACUGCAACUUUGCACAUUAUAAUGGGGCACAUACAACCGGUCGAUGUCUGUACCUUCAGCACCAAUGGCAAGUUUCUUCGCUUUGGGUUCUCAGCCAUGUUUGGCUUUGGUGGAAGAGCUUUGGCUCUGGCAGAAAAACAUCGAUGGAUGUCUCCUAACCAACGUAUGGAUUUUGCUGUCAUUAAGGCACUGGCAAAACUUAGGCCAGAGGAAUGUGAAAUAUCAUUUUUACCAUUUAACGACCCUCAGGAUUUAGAAGAAAGGAGGGCACAGGGAUCUCCGAAAUCUGACUGUAAUGAUCAGUGGCAAAUGAUCCAGGGUCAGUUCUUGAAUGUCAGCAUUAUGGCAAUUCCGUGCCUGUGUUCAGUGGCACCUAGAGGCUUGGCACCUAAUACCAGAUUAAAUAAUGGAAGCAUGGCUCUUAUAAUUGCACGAAACACUUCUCGACCAGAAUUUAUAAAACACCUGAAAAGAUAUGCAAGUGUUAAAAACCAGUUCAAUUUUCCAUUUGUUGAGACUUACACUGUUGAAGAAGUAAAAGUUCACCCAAGGAGUAACAGCAGUGGACACAAUCCAGAGGAAGAAGAUGGACCACAUGAAACUGCUACAGGAAGCAGUUUCCCUUGGAAUGUAGAUGGUGAUUUAAUGGAAGUUGCAUCAGAGGUCCAUGUUAGAGUACACCCAAGACUUAUCAAUCUUUAUGGAAAAAGCAUGGAAGAAAUGAAUGAUUCCAAAGUAACAUGUAGUUGUUUAUAAGAGGAAUGUGCGAAUUAGAAUUUUAAUAUGAAGGGAUAUUGUCAUGUUUUAAACAGAUAUUUUAGUAAGGAAAAAACUAUUUUUAAAAGA
Balaenoptera musculus (blue whale) is the source of this 1818-nucleotide messenger RNA. RefSeq names its product ceramide kinase like (gene CERKL). The transcript is spliced from 13 exons. NCBI's taxonomy places the organism in Eukaryota, Metazoa, Chordata, Mammalia, Artiodactyla, Balaenopteridae. The record is from RefSeq and is a predicted model, not a curated record. Gene Ontology annotation, molecular function: kinase activity. Bases 103 to 1728 code for a protein of 541 amino acids.